AUGGCAGAUGAUAGAGAGUACGAGCCAACCCAACCCAUUGAGAUCAACGUCGAGAUCAACCCCGUACCUCCAAUCGUCGUCAACCCUCCAGAGACGCAAGCUCCAACCACACAGGAGCAUGAAGACUGGGCAACCGCUGUGGAAACUUUUCCUUCAGUCAACAUCUCAAAUAUUAAAACGAGGAAGUCCGAAAUACCAACGAUGCCAUCAACUUCAAGUACACCAACGCAGCUCUCAACAGGUACAGCCAAUCAACUAGAGUUUCUGGAAGACCGAAUACUUGAAUUCAACGCCAUUGAUGAGGAACUGAGGGAAUUAAGAGCCUCAGAUACAACGUUGGAGGAACUCAACGGCCAUGAGGAAUAUUUAAAGGAUGCCUGGACUGAAUUUGCUGAGCGAUCACAGGCAUUGAUUGCUAAUCUACCUGCUGAUCACAGCUACAUGACGGGAAAGGCAUUCCUCAAAACUGGAGAAUUAAAACGGCAGACGCUGAAGAGGAUCUGGAAACUUAAAGGGGAAAUAUCAACGAAGGAGAAAUUAUCCGCGGGUAGAACAACGACCACUCAACUGAAAAGAAUUGACCUCCCAAUAUUUCAAGGAAAAUUUUCCCAGUGGAAAGAGUUUGCUGAUCUUUUUCAGAAUCUGGUUGGGAGAAAAUCAGACAUGUCGCCUGCAGAAAAGUUGGUGAGGCUGAAGGAGGCUCUUAAGGGACCCCCAGCUGAGUUGAUCUCGUCCUUCACUGCUACGGACAUCAAUUACGAGAAGGCAUGGGACAAACUUCAACGGCAUUAUGAGAAUCCACGUCUCAUCGCCGGACACCUCUUCAACAGGGUGCUCAACUUGCGGCCAAUGGCUAAGGGAGACGCCAAGGCCAUGAUAACCAACGCACACAUUGCUCGUGAGACAGUGGACCACCUGAUCAGCACCGCCGGGAUUCCCAAAGAGGAUUUGGGUGAGCAAUUCGUUUUUCACUUGCUCAAGCGAUCAAUGGAGGCUGAUACUCGCACCACGUGGGAACAGAGGCUGGGAACAUCAACAAAUUUCAUACCUCUGCAGGAUUUAGUCAACUUCCUGGAGUCAACAGCAAGAGGCAUGACUCCAGAUGAUCAACACGAACCAACGGUUCAUCAACGGCCAAAGGAGAAAAUUCAACGUGGUAAAUCACCACCUCGAUCACGCGUUUAUCAUGCCGCCGAAGCAACAGCUCAACGAAAGGAGCCUCAACAUAUUAAGCCUGCUGAUUGCUGUGCAUAUUGCAGCGCCAAGCAUUUCAUUGGAAGUUGCCCAACAUUUCUCAGCCUCUCAGCGCAGAAAAAACUAGAGUUUCUGGCAACAACUCGACUGUGUUACAACUGCUUCGGUACACACCUGGUGACAAGAUGCAAGUGCACCAAAUCCUGCAUGAAAUGCCAAAACAGCGGUCCAGAGCAACCAUCAACGAGUGCGGAAUCAGGUCGUUCAACAUCAACACAAUCAACUAAAGUCAACGAGAACUCAACAGCUUCAACGACUAGCCAGGGGAUUUACGCCCCCCUGAGUCAAGUCGAAGAAUCGACUCAACGGAAUUCGGUCAACGCAGAGGACGCUAAGUUCUCCCACAAAUCAACGGAUCAACGACUAGUGCUCUUGGCUACAGCUAAAGCUAGGGCAUUCUCCAAAAGCGGAUUCUACACGAUCGCCAGAAUCCUCAUCGACCAAGGCUCAGAGCUUUCAUUUAUUUCGGAAAGCCUGGUUCAUCAGCUUCAACUACAACGACGACAUUCAACGAUUGAACUCAUCGGAAUUGGUGGAAAACACGCAUGUUCAACGAGAGGGAUUGUGGCAAUCACGCUCCAAUCAACGAAACAGCCAUUUCAACAAGUUGAGAUCAACGCCCACAUCCUGCAAAAGCUAACCUCACGGUUACCAACGUUCUCAUGCUCAUCUGCAUCAAUCGGAUCACUGCAGCAGCUUCAACUGGCAGAUGAGAACUAUUCAACACCUGGACCUAUCAACAUAAUUAUCGGAGCUGACAACUACGGGAAAAUCAUCGGCAACGGGAUUGAAAAAUCCAACGAUGAUCAAUUAGUUGGCCAACUAACAACAUUCGGAUGGAUAAUAUCGGGUCCAUUAUGCAACACAACGUCUUCAACGAGGACCUCCUUAUCCGCGGCAAGGGGAUCUUCCAACGAACAAUUAACGGAGCUUCUACAAAGAUUCUGGGUCCAGGAAGAACCACCAAUCUCAACAAAUCCAACCAACGAGCUCACACCAGACGAAUUAGAGUGUGAAGAACACUUUCAACGCACUCAUCAGCGAGACACGUCUGGGCGCUACAUUGUGCGACUGCCACUUCGCACAUCAACAGCAGCGCUCGGAGAAUCGAGGAAUAAAGCGCUUCGUCAGCUCCAGUCGGUGAAACGAAGACUAAACGCUAAUCCUGACUACAGCAAACUCUACUAUGACUUUAUCAACGAAUACGAAGCACUUGAUCACAUGCGACGUAUACAACAAAUAUCAGAACCAGCAACAAACUACUACCUGCCACAUCAUGGGGUUCUGAGGGAAGAUUCGCUAACCACGAAGCUUCGAGUAGUCUUCAACGGCUCCAACAAGACAUCAACGGGUAUCUCACUCAACGACAUCCUCCACGCGGGCGGAAAGCUUCAAGUGGAUGCAAUGGAUGUACUAACAUGGUUGAGACGACAUCGACUCGUCUUCGGCACCGACAUCGUUAAGAUGUUUCGACAAAUCAACGUACACCCUGACGAUUGGAAUCUUCAACGCAUUCUUUGGAUAGACAACAAUCAACAACUUGUGACAUACCAACUAACAACGGUCACAUAUGGACAGAAAUGCUCUCCAUGGCUCUCUUUGAGAGUUCUUCAACAACUCGUCAACGAUGAAGGUCAACGAUUCCCUGCAGCAGUGCUACCGCUAACUAAAGGCCGCUAUGUCGACGACAUUUACGGUGGAGCGGACUCUGAGGGAGAAUUCAAAGAAAUGAUAAUCCAACUUCAACAGAUCUGCCAGGCGGGCGGAUUUCCACUUCAAAAGUGGACCAGUAAUCGCCCAGAGAUACUCCAACAGCUCAACUUGUCAACGGGACCGGCAGGUACAGUGCAAUUCGAGGAAGCAGUCAUCAAAACGCUCGGAUUGUGCUGGCAUCCAGCAACAGAUUUAUUUCAAUAUAAAUCUAGAACAUUCAACUCAACGAGCUUCACCAAGAGGGUACUGCUAUCGGAAAUAGCUCAAAUUUUCGAUCCUCUUGGAUUCAUCGCACCAGUCAUUGUUCGAGGAAAAAUACUCAUCCAAGAACUAUGGCUGCUUAAACUCGCUUGGGAUGAUCAACUUCCACUCGACUAUGUUCGAAGGUGGAAAGAGUUCAGGGAGGAACUCACGCAACUAAAUCAACUGUCCAUCCCAAGAUGGCUAAAUCUAUCUCCAACGACUACCAACGUACAAAUACAUGGAUUUGCCGACGCAUCAACAGCUGCCAUGGGAGCAGUCGUUUAUCUACGAGUUCAACGAGACAACGAAACACCAACAAUCAGCUUGGUGUGUGCAAAAACAAGAGUUGCACCACUGAAAAAGCUGACGAUUCCACGCCUGGAGCUAACCGCGGCCCUUCUGCUAACAAAAAUUGUCAGCUGGGCACAACGCACAUUGGAAAUCAACGGAGAGACAUACCUUUGGUCUGAUUCUUCUGUAGCUUUGGCAUGGAUCAACAGCCAUCCAUCGAGAUGGAAGGAAUUCGUUCACAAUAGAGUAACGAAAAUCCAGGAAGAGUUACCAACAGCCGUAUGGAGACAUGUUGGUGGGAUUUACAACCCUGCUGACUGUGCUUCACGUGGCAUUUCACCGAGUCAACUCAACGAACAUCACCUUUGGUGGAAAGGGCCUGACUGGCUAGCAAAACCGCCGUCAGCCUGGCCACAACAUACAACCAGUGCUCCAACGGAAGUCUCUCUUGAAGAGAGACCAGCAACAGCUCACCCAGUAGCUGCUGAAGCUAGGCAGCAUCCACUGACAGAGUUCCUCAACAGAUAUUCUACCUUAUCAAAAGUAUUACAAGUCACCGCAACGAUGAAUCGAGCCAUCCAACGACUUCGACGACAACCAACGCCCGAUUCAUCAGUAUUAACAACGAUAGAACUCAACGAAGCGAGGACAUUCUGGGUUAAGGUAACACAACACCAAUACUUUGAAUCUGUGUUUCAGAACUUGAACAGAGAUAUUCAACUACCUCGCCAACAUCCACUGGCCAAGCUCACCCCGAGAAUUGAUGAUCAAGGAAUUCUCAGGCUUGGUGGACGACUAAAGAACUCAUUGCUUGAUCCAGACGAGACUCAUCCAAUUAUCUUACCACGACAAUCUCGCCUGACAACGCUCAUCAUCAACGAAGCUCACCAGAAAACACUCCACGGAGGAGUUCAACUCACCAUGGCUCACAUCAGACAACGAUACUGGAUCGUUGGUGGCAGAAAGUCAGUGCACGCAGCAAUUCUGCGUUGUGCUGUCUGCACCAGAUUCAGGGCAACAAGAGCCCAACAGUUAAUGGGUCAACUUCCAACAGCCAGAGCAACGCCUUCAAGACCAUUCCUGCAUACUGGAGUGGACUAUGCAGGGCCACUUCCAAUCCUGAAGUGGAGACCAACGAACGCGCAACCAUCAACGGUUCAUAUAGCGGUUUUUGUGUGUUUCACAACCUCAGCUGUUCACCUUGAACUGGUCAACAGACAAACAACGGAUGCAUUUAUCGCAGCAUACAAAAGAUUUACUGGAAGGCGAGGCAUUCCAGCUAUCAUGUAUAGUGACAAUGCAACGACAUUCGAAGGAGCAGCCAACGAACUCAACAGACUAUACAACCAAGAAUCUCCAGAUAACCAACAAAUUAGAGCUGCUCUUGCUUCCAACGGAACCCAGUGGAAAUUCAUCCCACCAAAUGCUCCUCACUUCGGAGGCAAGUGGGAGGCCGCUGUAAAGUCAACGAAGUAUCAUCUACGACGAGUAUUAGGAACAACAACGUUAACAUACGAAGAGCUCAACACGAUCCUGAUACAAAUCGAGGCCUGUCUCAACUCAAGGCCUAUUGUUCCGAUGAGAGAUGACCCAGAUGACCUUCAGGCUCUUACACCAGGGCAUUUCCUCAUCGGAGAACCUCUUCAACUACUCCCGGAGCCAUCUCAACUCAACACAAAUAUCAACAAACUCACACGAUGGAAUCUGGUGACCCAGAAAAUACAACAAUUCUGGUCGAGAUGGUCCAGGGAGUGUCUUCAACGUUACCACUCCAUCUACAAGUGGAAUCAACAGCAACGCAACAUCAAGGUGGGAGAUAUGGUCCUGAUGAUCAAUGAUGAUCUCCCUCCAGCACGUUGGCCACUGGCGCGAGUCAUUGCGGUAAGGCCAGGGCCUGAUGGACUAGUGAGAGUCGCAGAACUGCUCACAGCAACACCAGAAGUCCCAACGAAUCCAGAUGGAUCACCAUCAACACAGAACAUUCGGGUUCAACGACAUCAAUACACCAGACCGAUAGCAAAACUUUGCUUGCUACCAACGGACCCAACACCAGCAGACCAACAAGAGGACAACUAG
Diachasmimorpha longicaudata is the source of this 5577-nucleotide messenger RNA. RefSeq lists its product as uncharacterized. Gene Ontology annotation, molecular function: nucleic acid binding. The record is from RefSeq and is a predicted model, not a curated record. Gene Ontology annotation, biological process: DNA integration. Lineage: Eukaryota; Metazoa; Arthropoda; Insecta; Hymenoptera; Braconidae. Bases 1 to 5577 code for a protein of 1858 amino acids. The transcript has 2 exons.